Messenger RNA from Sphaeroforma arctica JP610, 2586 nucleotides. RefSeq lists its product as hypothetical. NCBI's taxonomy places the organism in Eukaryota, Ichthyosporea, Ichthyophonida. The record is from RefSeq and is a predicted model, not a curated record. The annotation marks the transcript as partial. The transcript has 9 exons.
GCAAUUGUACGAGACUUUUCUGGUACAGAGUGGCCGAGGAGUCAGUCGAUUCUACCUCCGACUGUUCACUCUUGGCGAUUUGUUCAAUCUGAUUGGGUGUCUACUUGCCGACCAAUUACACACUCAAGUCUACUUGGGCUUCUGGUUCCUAGCGUUCGAUCUCGUGCUGAUGUGCCAGCUUACAUACUAUGACCGUGGAAAAGCUGACCUGCAGUACCAUCUGAUCGAUGCGAACAACCCGUCGAGCAUGAUCAUAACUCCGUCGCUCAGCAACAUUCUGAAUGCCUCGGACUACGGUUCCUACAACCAACACAAUCAGCCGAACAACAAUCGUCAUAACAGCGCCAACGCCAACACCAACAGAACGCGUGUAUAUGAGCAAAAUCAGUACUCGCACACUGGCGACGGCAUCUUAAGCGAUCAGAGCAACUCCAUGAGCGAUGCGCAUGCUUACCAAAUUAGCACAGCAACCUCAAUUCCACAACAGGUCUUUGACUCACCAGGAGAUGAUACAUCCUUACUUUCCUAUGGUUCGUCGUUUGGCGGCACACCAUAUGGGUAUUGCUCGCCCUCAGUAGGGUCGCGCAUACUCGAGAACAGCGAUCACAUCGCCAGUCGCUCCAAUAGCAUCUCUUCGCGAACAGGCAUGGACCAGAGUUUGUUCACGUUCUUCAACGAACGCACAAGAGAAAUCGAGUACGACCCAAUGCGACGGGCGAGUUUCCAUCGAUCCAGUAGCACUCUCACGCCGCAAAGGCAGAGUCAUGAUGAGAGUCACAUGGCAGAAUCGCGCGGCAAAAUUGCCAAUAGAGUGAAUCACAGACAACCAGGGGGGUCAGCGCGGACGUCUGAUUCUCCAGACACAGGCACUGUGCCCAAUGGUCAAGCACAAAAUAACUCUACUCGCCUGUUAUCGGUGGGCGUGGUUGCCGCUUUAUGCCUGACCGCGCUUGUAUACAGCAGCGAGAGCCAUGUAGGAAGUGCAGAUACUACGACGUUAAACAGAUUGCCAGGUCGCGUACUCAUGGGAACCGAUGGCAGCACGGCCAAUGUCUUGUAUGACGAAGACCUGGGCAUCCUAAACCUCCUGGGAGUUGGGUUUGGCAUAUUGAGUGCUACUGUGUACCUGUUCGCGCGGAUACCGCAAGUCGUCAGAAUAUGCCGCUACGGCGCUGUGCCUAUCACCGGCGUGGGUGCCUUUGUCAUGUGGUGCGGAAUCAUCGCCAAUGUCUGCUACGGUGCAUCCGUGGCCGUCUACUGCCUCAACUGGACGGAGUUUGCCAUCAGUAUACCCUGGCUGCUGGGCAGUUCGGGGUGUGUUCCGCUGGAUAUGGCCAUCUUCCUGUUGCCUGUAUGCUACCAUGUACCUCCACAAAAGAGCCAAAGGCCCCCACCACCCCCUAGCCCGAGCCUGGACAUAGCGUCAGUACAAGCGUUUCGCGAUAGUUUGAGAAAUUUGCACGCUUCAGAACAAUUAGCUCCAUAAUCAGAUACGUAUGUGAAUACGUACUGAGUACCUAGCAUAGCAGUGUGGGGUAUUGUGGGUUUGUUGGACACAAAUAUAUUCAUAAUCUGAUAAGAUAUGGCGACCUUAGUUGAUCUGCAAUAGCUACAUUCUCACAUUGUUUGCCGACAGAAUCAUGGCCUCUAUAAAGUGAGUACUCAGCCGGUGUCGCGAACAAUAGUACGACCUAUUGUAGCGUUAUUAGUGGUCCAUCGACCCAUAUGAACUGGGCAGGGCCGACAUAGGUUCUGAUGAGAGCAGCCCAGACGGCAGUAUCUGUGCGAUAUACAUGCUCUGUCUCUAUUGGUUCAGAAGCACUGCCCCACAGAUAGUCAGACCGUCACGUGCGCCUAUAUGUGUUGCCCGAGCACAAAGCGAUACAGCAGUGCACGCGUACUGGAGAUGUGCAUUGCAUUGAUAUGUCCAUGACAGUCGGUGUGCGCUGUGUGUAAACGUUUUCGGCAAGUCGGCGCUUUUCUAGCAAACCCACAAGCAGAAGCCUUGGACCGGCGCCCAAGGCUAAGCGAGAUGUAUCCAGUACCUGGUGUUUUAGCGUAGGCUCGUCACUCGUGAAGCGAUGUGUUGGUCGGAGCGUAGACAAUCCCUCGCAACUGAGCGUCCUGGUAUUCCUGUAUGGAAGUGGAAGGCCCAACAUGGCGCCUGUUUUUGUGACUGCGCCUUAGUUCAGCGGCACUCACAGAUAAGCACUGGUUGCUUGCCUUGUCCUUGUACUAUCUGUACGUUAAGCCCGAUUGCCCCUGAGAUCCUGCUCCUGCUGACAGUAGCCUUACUCGCUUCGCCAUCCGCGUCUUUAACAUGAACGAUAUCCCCGCACAUAGUUUCCGAUUCGGGGAUAGCCAAGCUUUCGUUGUAGGACAAUCUGGCAUCACUGUGUUGUCACAAACAUCCCUUCGUCCCAUUGUUCAUGAAUUGACGCGUGUGCCACGCUUUUGAAACGAGAGCUCGCACAGCACCCCCUUCUCCACAACUGCACAUGCGAUGUCGAUGAUGUGCGUACAACAAGCUGAGCAUGUUCCGGGAUGUAGCUGACCGGCUGUCUACGCUUCAACACAAUAAAGCUG